UGGCCGGGGCGAGGAGGGCGCCACCGCCAUAUUGACGGGGAUCGCGGACGAGGAGUGGCAGCGGAUCGCAUCACCAGCCGGCAUAUAGAUAUAUCUAGUACAUACGCACCUAUUUUCAUAAUUCUCACCAGCAACGAUGAGCGAUAUCGACGAGGCAGCCUACGAGGGGAGGGACUCCCGCUCACCAUCAAAAUCUCCAAGUGGAAGUGCUGGUCGUGCAAAAUCUGAAAGUCGCUCUGCAUCUCGCAGUCCAUCAAGAGCCUCAAAGCGUUCAGAAUCUCGCUCGCGAUCCAGAUCUAAAUCUAGAUCACACUCGCGGAGACAUUCACACCGCCGGUAUUCACGCUCCCGAUCACGAUCCCAUUCACACCGAAGGCGGUCCCGCAGCAGAUCUUACACGCCUGAAUAUCGGUCACGAAGAAGGAGCCGCAGUCAUUCACCAAUGUCUAGCCGAAGGCGCCAUGCAGGAAGUAGAACGGGCCAUGUGUCGGCGAAACACGGAGGAGCAUUGAUAGUAGAUGUGGAGAAGUCCGCUGCCAGGACUGCCCCGUCAUCCCAGAUGAAGGAUGAUUCCUGGAGGCGAGCAGCAUAUGGGAAGAAAGAAGGCAAACUCGGUUCUCAAAACGCUAAUCCAGAUCCAAACACCUGCCUCGGUGUUUUUGGGCUCAGUUUGUACACCACUGAGCGGGAUCUUCGUGAAGUGUUUUCUCGCUAUGGGCCUUUGGCAGGUGUCAAUGUUGUCUAUGAUCAGCGGACUGGUCGUUCAAGAGGAUUUGCCUUUGUUUAUUUUGAAAGGCUUGAGGAUGCUAAAGAGGCAAUGGAACGUGCUAAUGGGAUGGAAUUGGAUGGUAGACGAAUUCGUGUAGAUUAUUCUAUUACAAAGAGGCCCCACACUCCUACUCCCGGAAUCUAUAUGGGAAGGCCAACUCACAGCAGUGGAGGUGGUGGUGGUGGAGGACGUCGCCGGGAUUCUUACUAUGAUCGAGGCUAUGAUAAAUAUGAUCGAUAUGAUGAUCGGGACUAUGAUUAUCGAUACAGUAGACGGCGAUCUCCAUCACCUUACUACAGCCGAGGAUACCGAUCACGCUCAAGGUCUCGUUCCUAUUCACCUCGUCGUUACUGAUCAGACUCUACUGCUUGCUGGACAACUGUCUAAAAGAUUUUUAAUCUACGUGUUACAGCAACUUUUUUUUGAGGGUGGGGUGGGGUUAAGAUUUUGGUAGUUGUGCAUGAUAGUUUCUGUGGCUAUAUAACUACUUUGGAAAGCCAUUCUAAAAGCUACUUGCUGGAACUGAUUUGUGUAAGUUCAUAACUCGAUGUAAAGACUCGGGCUGGAAUUUAAUGGUUGGUAAUCUUUUUAUUACCAGCUGCAGGUUUUUUUUUUGAACAUGCAAAUGCCAAUAUUCAUUAGUUUUGUCAUGUUGUUUGACUUUGUCAUUCAGUUGUGUUUACUGUUUGAAGCUGUCCUAAGUUCUGUUUUUUUUAUAAUCCUUUCAAAGAUCAGUAUAUACAUUUUACAAAAUAACUUGAAAAUGUACAAAAUGGUGGAUUGUUAGAAUGUCGUUUUUGAAAGAUACUUUAAGAUUCAAGUUUGGAGCCUACUGAUCUGACUGGGUAAUAGUGGAAUAUUGCAUUUCUGCCCUGGAUUGAAAGUAUGAUGUGAGAAUUGUCUUCACAAUUGUAAAGGAUUAUAUUAAUUAAAUUUUUUUUAGUUAAUGGUGUCUGUUUUGACCUGCAAUAUAGUCCCUGCAUAUUGACCAACUGCUAUAAUGUACAACACUUUACUGAAUAUUAAAAAUGCCUCCUGAAUAGGAGGUAGGAAGGAUCAUU
Molecule: messenger RNA, 1830 nt
Organism: Mobula hypostoma (lesser devil ray)
Lineage: Eukaryota; Metazoa; Chordata; Chondrichthyes; Myliobatiformes; Myliobatidae
Gene: tra2a
Product: transformer 2 alpha homolog
Exons: 9
Coding region: 137-1123 (328 amino acids)
Biological process (GO): positive regulation of mRNA splicing, via spliceosome
Cellular component (GO): spliceosomal complex
Molecular function (GO): RNA binding
Source: RefSeq, a predicted model, not a curated record